Nanorana parkeri is the source of this 1048-nucleotide messenger RNA. It is a transcript of the gene GGPS1, whose product is annotated as geranylgeranyl diphosphate synthase 1. The record is from RefSeq and is a predicted model, not a curated record. The coding region runs from base 21 to 920 and encodes 299 amino acids. Gene Ontology annotation, biological process: isoprenoid biosynthetic process. NCBI's taxonomy places the organism in Eukaryota, Metazoa, Chordata, Amphibia, Anura, Dicroglossidae. Gene Ontology annotation, molecular function: prenyltransferase activity. The transcript is spliced from 3 exons.
GAAGAUUUCCAAAAUUGAAAAUGGCUGCUUCCAAAGAGACAUCAGAGAGGAUAUUACUGGAACCAUAUAAGUAUUUACUCCAGCUUCCAGGUAAACAAAUUAGGACAAAGUUGUCUCAAGCUUUUAACCAUUGGCUAAACGUGCCAGAAGACAAAACACAGGUAAUAAUUGAAGUGACCGAAAUGCUUCACAAUGCCAGCCUACUUAUUGAUGACAUUGAAGACAACUCCAAACUUCGCAGAGGUUUCCCAGUUGCCCACAGCAUUUAUGGUGUUCCAUCUGUUAUAAAUUGUGCAAAUUAUGCGUAUUUUUUAGGAUUGGAGAAGGUUUUAACACUUAAUCAUCCAGAUGCAGUCAAUGUUUUCACAAGGCAAUUGCUUGAACUGCACCGUGGGCAAGGAUUGGACAUAUACUGGAGAGAUACAUAUACUUGUCCUACUGAAUCCGAAUACAAGAGUAUGGUUUUGCAGAAAACUGGAGGUCUAUUUGGUCUAGCUGUAGGCCUCAUGCAGUUGUUUUCAUCUUAUGAUAAAGAUCUGAAACCUCUACUAAACACCCUGGGACUUUUCUUUCAAAUCAGAGAUGAUUAUGCAAAUUUAAAUUCUAAAGAGUAUAGUGAAAACAAAAGUUUCUGUGAAGACUUGACAGAGGGAAAGUUUUCAUUUCCUACAAUACACGCAAUUUGGUCAAAGCCUGAAUGUACCCAGGUCCAAAAUAUUCUGCGGCAGAGGACAGAGAACGUAGACAUCAAGAAAUAUUGUGUGCAUUAUCUAGACAAGGUAGGAUCCUUUGAAUACACAAGGCAGACUUUAACAGAGUUAGAAAAGGAAGCAUAUGGACACAUUCAAUUAUUAGGGGGAAAUCCUGAGCUAGUUUCAAUAAUUGAACAUCUAAGCCAAAUGUAUAAAAGCCCAUCAUAAUCUCACCAAUUGCUGAGUGUACCAGAAGUGUAACUUACUACUUAAUUUUGUUUAUCAAUAAAAUAUUAAAUACAACAAACAGAUUAAUUGUGCAAUUCUGUUUUUGUUUUUUCAUUUUUUUCUAUAUU